Molecule: messenger RNA, 624 nt
Organism: Monoraphidium neglectum
Lineage: Eukaryota; Viridiplantae; Chlorophyta; Chlorophyceae; Sphaeropleales; Selenastraceae
Exons: 5
Coding region: 1-624 (207 amino acids)
Source: RefSeq, a predicted model, not a curated record
AUGCUCCAGGCCAGCCUGAGCGAGGUCCUGGUGUACAUGGGCCUGUGGGUGCCGUGGCCGCUGACUCAGCCGGCCAUCCUGAUACGCGCGCUGGGCAUGGACCUGCUGCAGAGCGAGGGCGCCAUGAUCGUGUCCAUGCAGGACCUGGGGGACGUGCUGCCGCCCGACCUGGACCUGGUCCCCGGCCACGAGGCCCGCAAGCGCUACAGCCUGCACCCCUCCUGCUUCCGCUUCGAGCCGCUGCCGCCAGAGUACCCCGGGGGCCCCCCGCGCGUGGACACCACCGUCAUCGCCACCCUGGACAGCAAGAAGGUGCCCGUCAACGACACCGUGAUAUCGUUCUUGCUCAAGGGCCUCUCGCGGGGCGUGCUGCACGCGAGCGAUGCGAGGCGGCGCGGCGCGACCGCGCUCGCUGUGUUUGCUCCCGUGGUGUACCGCACCGUCAUCGUCACCUGCAACCGCCUCUUCCACCGCACCGCCCCCGAGGACUCCCCCCUCAUGCGCCGCAUGCGCGAGCGCGCGGAGCUGUACCUGCCGCAGGCCCUCUCCAUAGACAGACACCUGCGGGCCCACGGCUGGGACGAGCAGCUGCCCCAGAUCAGGGGGCUGCACGGCCGCGCCUAA